Messenger RNA from Quercus robur (English oak), 1439 nucleotides. RefSeq names its product zinc finger protein 10-like. NCBI's taxonomy places the organism in Eukaryota, Viridiplantae, Streptophyta, Magnoliopsida, Fagales, Fagaceae. The transcript has a single exon. The coding region runs from base 275 to 1189 and encodes 304 amino acids. The record is from RefSeq and is a predicted model, not a curated record.
AAAUUGUAGUACACAAUUCAGUGCCUGACUGUAGGAAGCCAACCACAAAACCCCAAAAAGUAGCUACACUAAGACAACCAAGGUAGAGUACCCACCACUUCACCUUCCAAACAACUCCUAAGCAACCCAUCUAAGCCCUCUUUGCCUUGUAGACUCCAUGUAGCUUUCAAUCUCCAACUACGAUAUAGACUGACUUCCAUUAGCUCUACAUUAAGCUUUUCCUCCUCUUUCUUUCGGGCUUCAGCUGGUGCUAUACUUAUCUAGUUGAAGUGCAAUGGAACAGGCACAGUAUUUGAUGUGGGGGAAGAGGAAGCACAGUUUUAAUCCUCAUAUUCCGGCAACGCCGAUGAACCCUUUAUACAAUGAUUCUUGGGAAGAACAAGCUUUUGCAGAAGAUGCAGCUGGACCUCUUGGUGGGUGUAUAUGGCCUCCACGCUCUUAUUCUUGCAGUUUUUGCAGAAGGGAAUUCCGGUCAGCUCAAGCUUUAGGGGGUCACAUGAAUGUUCACAGGAGGGAUAGAGCUAGAUUAAAGCAAUCUCCAAGUUCCUGCAAUGAAACUCAACAUCCUAACCAUCAAAAUCUUCACAACCCCAUCCAGAAUUCCUUUACAUCUUUGGGGUUUCAGCACCCAUCUCAGGUUUGUACCUUGGUUUAUAACACUAACCCUAAUUCUUCCGAUCCUGGUAUUAUGGUAUCAUCAGCCUCACCUUCUAGGGUUUCAGCUUCAUCAACUCAAAAAAAUUGUAGUGCAAAAAGCUUUAUCAAUCCUCAUUCUUCUCCUAUUGUCCAAGAACACCAAAAGAGGUCUCCCAUUUCUUCCUCUCCAUCUUGGUCAAAUUUGGUUGCUGACAAAUAUUAUUGUGUAUCCGAUCUGAAAACUGAAGAAGAGAAAAAUUCAAGAUUUGUAGAUUCAAGGCAUAGGGCUAAGGGAGAUUAUGUCACAACUGAUUUAUCUGUGAGCUUGAAUUUGGUUGUCCGUCGAACUCAUCCAACUGUGUCGAGUGGUAAGGAUGAGACCGCUGAUAAUUGCAAGAGAAGGAGAACUGAGCCAUCCUCGUUACCUUUCUUCCUAAAGCCAAGAUCAGUUGAUAGACAACAUGUGCAAUCAAAGGUACUUGAAGUCAGCCCUAACUCCAUAGAGGACUUGGAUCUUGAACUCAGGCUUGGCGACCGGCCGCUGGUAAAGUAGAAUUGUUGAAACUGAGUGCUAAGAUGAUGAUAAAAUUUCUGUUGUUUAAUUUCCCGCUUUGUCUUUUUUCUUUUUUCGCUUUGAUCUAAAGGUCAAGGCAUCUUUGCUUGGUCGAUCAACUGGCUAUCUAUGAGAUCUUAUGAAUUUGCAGGGUGUAACAAUAACAAGAUGUAUAUCAGAUAAAGCAUUAAAACUUCACCAAAAGAAGUAUGAUAAUGAUACAUAUCAGCUUGUACCUUUUUUGCUUUUU